This is a messenger RNA of Clonostachys byssicola, 1218 nucleotides long. NCBI's taxonomy places the organism in Eukaryota, Fungi, Ascomycota, Sordariomycetes, Hypocreales, Bionectriaceae. The record is from the annotation of a GenBank genome assembly.
AUGGUUCAGCCACUCCCCGCCUCCCUCAAGAUCCCUGAGGUCUAUCGCUUCGUCAAUCGCGCCAACCAGCUGCGCAAUAUCAAGCCCGCCAUUGCCUACUGGUGCGAGUACCAUGCUGUGAACCAGAUCGUUGCCAAGGGCAUCCAUACGAGCGACGACGACGCAUACGCCUACACCAAGUAUCUGCUUGAGAACCUCGAGAAGACCAAGACCGAACACCCUGACGAUGAUUCCAUUGUCGACAACGAUGCCGCCCAGGCCUAUGUCGAGAUGUUCGCCCAGGAGACCCUGGAUCGAGCUGGGCGAACCAUGCGCGCCAACAGCGUUACGAGGACGACUGCGGACACGUUUGAAGCUGCCGCGACAUUCUUCGACCUUCUCAGUGAGUGGGGGCAAAUCGACCCGGAGGUUACGCAGAAGAUCAAGUAUGCCAAAUACCACGCAGCUCGCAUUCUCAAGGCGAUUCGGGAGGGACGUGAUCCGAACGAAACCAAUCCCAAGGAGAAGCCGGCGGAGGAGGACGUGCUGGACGAGACCCUGAUGCAGGAUAUUGUGCCGACAGGAACUGCUCCUCAGCCCGUAUCUGUGCAAGAUGUGCCUGAUGCUGGCGAGCCCUCGCCGCUUGAGCCCUCGCCCCCGGCAACGCAAACCGCCUCAGUCUCAGAUGGAUACUUCCCUCCCGUCCCUUCGAAUAUUCCUGCCGACCUGGCCAGUCCGUCAGCCCCAACCGCGACACCUCCACCCCAAGGUCCUCCUUCAGAACGAAUUGUGCCUAUCCCAUCGCCUCAUGCACCUCCUACAGUCCCCUCGCAAUUUGCGCCAACGUCACCAUCUGUGCCGCACUCAGAGCCAACUGCACCUCCGUUAUGGUCCACGACGGCUUCCACACCCUCAAAUCCUUCUGUCCCACCUCCAAUCCCCAGUCCCCAACAAGCUCCAUACAUCCCACAGCAACCUCCUGCCUUUUCUCAACAACCUGCGGCUUUCACUCAACCGUCACAGCCUCCCUUUGUGCCCGCAAACCCCACAACCUUUUCACCCGUUCCCCCUCCUCAACCACCAGUAGCUCCUGCGCCAGUCCCAGCUGCAGUCCACUACAAGGACAUAAAUCAAGCUCAAAAGCACGCCAAGUUUGCCAUAUCGGCUCUGAACUUCGAUGAUGUGCCUACUGCUGUUGCGGAGCUGCGCAAAGCACUUGCUGCGUUAGGGACGCAGUAG